This is a messenger RNA of Epinephelus fuscoguttatus (brown-marbled grouper), 1064 nucleotides long. RefSeq lists its product as uncharacterized. NCBI's taxonomy places the organism in Eukaryota, Metazoa, Chordata, Actinopteri, Perciformes, Serranidae. The record is from RefSeq and is a predicted model, not a curated record. The transcript has 8 exons. The coding region runs from base 252 to 1064 and encodes 270 amino acids.
ACGAGGCUCUGACGUACAUUUGUAGACACAAAAGAAAGACAUUGCAUUCACAAUGCUCCAAUCAACCAAGUAUCUAGACUUGUGCCAAGAAUCCAGUCACUUAACUUGCCAGACAGGUGUGUGACUCAGUAUUCCAGAAAGUUGACUGAUGGCCUUUCGAGCAUGUUUGAAUACUGGUGUCUGUAUCAGGAGGUGUACAGUAAAAUGAUCAUCCACUCCUGACAACAGCCCAUUUUGGAAGCUGGAAGACAAUGAGAGUUGGGAUGGCGUUUCUAAAAGCACUGGGAUACAUGGUUGUUCUUCUAGUUAUACACUCCACUCUGAAGAAUUCAGGAUACAGAGAAUCUCUGAAUGUAUUCUUUGAGGAACUAAUGGGUUCAACUCACACUCAAGCCAGAGUAAAAAGAAUGGCUUCCAUAAGUUCCUCUGAUUAUGUACUCCAAGUUGUUAUCAACAUCUCUGAUGUGGAGCAUCUCCAAACAAUGUUGGGCCAACUCAGUUAUCCAUUACUAAUCAACAGCACUCCUGAGGUGCAAAUUACUGGCAUUAAUACCACCACAGUGUGCUCACCAAAUAUGACUGCAUACCAGUGCAGAUGUGAGGAAAACUAUGUUUGGUCAUUAAACAGCUGCAAUGAUCAUGAUGCCUGUGAUGCCAUCAUUGAUGAUACAUGUGGAUGCAUUAAUGCCCUUCCAACUGAUGACCAGUACUGUCAGCUCAACACAAGACAAACAGAUCCGGUGGACAUUGAUUUAGUCCUGGACUUGCGCAUCCCAGUCUCCAGUGUGCCAUCAAAUUUCACUCAUCUAUUAAGAAAUUUCCCAUUGCCCUACAUAAUCAGUCAAUCUUUGACAAUAAUAGAUUUAAACUUCACCACAUGGUGCUCUCCGAACUCCACUGGAGGACUGCAGUGUGAGUGUGAGGAGCAGUUUGCUUGGUCAUGUAACAAGUGUGACAUCUACGGUGCGUGCACUAAUGUCAUCAGUCCGACCUGUAGCUGCAUCAAUGGACUUCCUUCUGAUGGAGGGUUCUGUGAACCAGUCAGAGGGUUUAGGUUAACAUAA